Drosophila sulfurigaster albostrigata is the source of this 346-nucleotide messenger RNA. RefSeq lists its product as uncharacterized. The record is from RefSeq and is a predicted model, not a curated record. Bases 18 to 344 code for a protein of 108 amino acids. The transcript has 2 exons. NCBI's taxonomy places the organism in Eukaryota, Metazoa, Arthropoda, Insecta, Diptera, Drosophilidae.
GAGUUUGGUGUCGAUAAAUGGAAUUGAAAUUCAACUAUGAAUUUCUUACAGACUUCGGAUCGCGCAGUAAGCGCACUCAAGAGUGGGAUAAUCAUCAGAAAACACAUCUAAUCAACAUUGUGGUGACCGAUUUGGAUAAACUGGAUGCGCAGGAGCGUCAAAAGGAGCAAAAGGUCAAAGCAGCGUUGAUGAAAAUGAUGAAUCUAAAGGAGGCCAAAGCAGUAGCUUCAAAAGUGAGACAUCACUUUGAUAAUGCACCUGGUUUGGAUUUCCGACGUGAAUUUGCCAGCGAUGAGCCGAAUCCCUAUAUUGAGAAUUUGCGAAAUCGUUGCGAGCAACUUUAAGA